Messenger RNA from Helianthus annuus (common sunflower), 3075 nucleotides. Its product is annotated as DNA topoisomerase 3-alpha. The transcript has 23 exons. Gene Ontology annotation, molecular function: DNA binding; zinc ion binding; DNA topoisomerase type I (single strand cut, ATP-independent) activity. NCBI's taxonomy places the organism in Eukaryota, Viridiplantae, Streptophyta, Magnoliopsida, Asterales, Asteraceae. The record is from RefSeq and is a predicted model, not a curated record. The coding region runs from base 93 to 2879 and encodes 928 amino acids. Gene Ontology annotation, biological process: DNA topological change. Gene Ontology annotation, cellular component: nucleus; chromosome.
ACAGUCGUGCGUCCAAAUUAUCAAAACCCCAAAAGGGGUUUCUUAAGGGUUUUCAGUUUACAGAUAAUCGGAUUUCAACUUUCCGGCAAGCAAUGGCGGCAAGCGGAGGCGGAGGGAGAGCAAUUAGGGUUCUGAACGUAGCGGAGAAACCAUCAGUAGCCAAAACAGUAUCCGGAAUAUUAUCAAGAAACCAGGGUUUAAGAAUGAGAGAGGGCAGAUCACGCUACAACAAAAUCUUCGAGUUCAAUUACGCGAUUCAAGGCCAACCGUGCCAGAUGAUGUUCACAUCCGUCACCGGACAUCUCAUGGAGAUGGAGUUCGAAGGCCGUUAUCGGAAAUGGCACUCUUGUGAUCCCGUUGAUCUGUUCGAAGCACCGAUUCGGAAACAUGUUCCUGAGGACAAGUUAGACAUCAGAAGGACCUUAGAGGAGGAAGCUAGAAAAUGCCAAUGGCUUGUCUUGUGGCUCGAUUGUGAUCGAGAAGGAGAAAACAUUGCUUAUGAAGUUGUAGAAGUUUGUUUAAAUGUGAAUUCUCAUCUUAAUAUUUGGAGGGCGCGUUUCUCAUCUUUAAUUGACAGGGAAAUUCACCAAGCUGCACAACAGCUUGCUCGGCCUAAUCAGUUGUUUUCUGAAGCUGUGGAUGUUAGACAGGAGAUAGACCUCCGAAUUGGUGCAUCCUUUACAAGAUUUCAAACAAUGCUACUGAAAGAUGCAUUUGAUUUUAAUUUUUCUACAGAUGGCAGAAACCUUAUUCUGAGUUAUGGUCCUUGUCAGUUUCCCACACUGGGAUUUGUUGUUGAACGGUACUGGGAGAUACAAGCACAUGAACCUGAAGAAUUUUGGAAGAUCCAGUGUUCUCAUACAACUGAUGAAGGCACUGCCAACUUUAAUUGGAUGCGUGGACAUUUAUUCGAUUAUACAUGUGCAGUAUUGCUUUAUGAGAUGUGUUUUGAAGAACCUAUUGCAACCGUCACAAAAGUUAGAAAGCAGGAGAAAUUAAAAUAUCCUCCUCAUCCUUUAAACACCAUCGAACUAGAGAAGCGAGCAUCACGUUAUUUUAGGAUGAGUUCUGAACAAACAAUGAAGAUUGCAGAAGACCUUUAUCAGUCUGGUUUUAUAAGUUAUCCCCGUACAGAGACUGAUUCCUUUUCAACAAGGACUGACUUACAUAUACUUGUACAAGAACAACAGGAGCAUCCCGUGUGGGGCCCAUACGCUCAGCGACUCUUGGAUCCGUCGUCAGGACUCUGGAGGAAUCCAAGUGGCGGCGGGCAUGAUGACAAAGCACAUCCUCCUAUUCACCCGACAAAAUUUUCAGCCGGAGAAUCUAGAUGGAGUGAGGAUCACAAAAAACUGUAUGAGCUAGUUGUUCGCCAUUAUUUAGCAUGUGUUUCUCAACCGGCUGUUGGAGCUGAAACCACAGUAGAAAUUGACAUUGCGGGGGAGAUGUUUUCAGCAUUGGGCAGAACAAUUGUUGCUAAAAAUUAUCUGGAAGUCUACCGAUUCGAAUCAUGGGGUGGGUCUCUAAUCCCCAACUACACGUUUGGACAGCAGUUCACUCCAACAUCAUUAACUCUUGAAUCGGGGAUUACAAGGCCACCGCCCCUCUUAAGUGAAUCUGAUCUUCUAGAUUAUAUGGACAAGGCCGGCAUUGGGACAGAUGCUACAAUGCAUGAUCAUAUCAAGAAGCUGACCGAUAGGUUCUAUGCUAUAAAAGAGGGUUCACAUUUCAAGCCAACUAAUCUUGGUGAGGCGUUAGUUAUGGGAUACGAUGAUAUGGGCUACGAGCUUUGGAAGCCAUAUCUUCGCAGUAUGAUGGAGGAAGACAUGAAAGCUGUUAGCAUAGGAAACAAGAGAAAAGAUGACGUACUUGCAACAUGCUUACAGCAGAUGAAGGCUUGCUUUUUAGAUGCCAGGGUGAACAAAACGAAACUUUUCCAAGCCUUGGAAAUCUUUUUCGACCGUACAAAUAGAACAACUGGCGGAGAUGAUCAACAUAAUCAUGCACAACAGCUUGUGCGGAAAUGUGACGUUUGUCAUGACUCAGAUUUGGUUCUUAGGAAAAAACCGGAUGGAAAGUUCAUGAUUGGCUGCUCAGGUUAUCCACAGUGUAGAAAUGUCAUUUGGCUUCCUGGAUCUAUAUCAGAAGCCGUUGUUACCACAACUGUUUGCAAUAUGUGCACUCCAGGACCCGUUUUUAAGAUUCAGUUUACAUUUCGCCGGCUGGAAAUCCCACCAAACUUCAAUGUCCAUCAUUUAGGUUGUGUUGGUGGCUGUGAUGAUAUUAUGAGACAGCUUAUCGAAAUGUCUGGUUCUGGACAGCGCAAUACUUCAAGUACACCAGCAAGAGGAAGAGGGAUCGCUGCCCCUUCUAGAAACGAUUCUCGAAAUAAUAAUAAUAAUCAGCAGCAGCUGCAGCAGGCUACUUGCAGUUUCUGUCACCAAACGGGACAUAAUUCUAGUGAUUGCUAUUCUCUCACUUCUCAAAACCGUAGUGCUCGAUCUCAGAGGGUGAACUCAAAUAGCGGGGAUUCACCAAUUCCAUGCCCUACUUGUGGUUCGCUCUGCGUUUUGAAAACCGCCAACACAGAGAGCAACCGGGGAAGAAAGUUCUACUCUUGUCAGACACAGGGUUGCAAGUUCUUUGUCUGCUGGGAGGAUAGCGUCCCCACUACAAGAGGUGGCGGCAGCGGUUCAGCUACAACAACCAGCAGAAGGGGCGGUCGUGGGGGUGGUCGUGGUGGUGGUGGUGGCCAAGGUGGUGGGGAUGUGAGAUUCGUAUCAGCCACAGGUGAUCCUGUUUCUGGCAGAAGUUGCUUUAUUUGUGGUGACCCGUCACAUUUUGCAAAUGCCUGCCCAAACCGUGGUAUGCGAAACUGAUUUGGUUCCAAUUUUAUAUUGUAAAUCAUCUACAAAAAUCUGCCUUUUGUUCUUCACUAUCCAUUUAGCAUGUAACAUAGUCAUGUUUGGUGACUAAAAAUUUCUCUUUAUACCCUGUGGAAGUCAAGUUUUGUUGCAAGCUGUAAUACAUUAAAAUCUGUGAAUUUUUUGAGAUAACUGCUAGUUAUCUUGUAUA